Molecule: messenger RNA, 3468 nt
Organism: Paraglomus occultum
Lineage: Eukaryota; Fungi; Glomeromycota; Glomeromycetes; Paraglomerales; Paraglomeraceae
Source: the annotation of a GenBank genome assembly
AUGGAACCCGCGAAAGCAAAUGAAAUCAAACAAAAUGCAGAACAGUUGAACAAGGAACUCGCUCACGACGACGCUCAUACGAAUAUCCACACAUUCCACCCUGACGCUCCACCAGAUAAAAAAGCUUCGGCAGCCAAAAAAGCUGAUUUAGAUCGUCACGGUUCAAUCGGUCAAAGAGUAAUUGCCGAUAUCGCUGAUUCUAGUGAGGAUCCAUCAUCAAAACCUGUAGAGUUUCCAAAGUGGUAUCGAGUCGGAUGGAAACAAGUUGCCGAUCCUGGAUCGAAAGAAGCAGGGAUUGAGGUCUAUGAUAGCGUUUUGAAAGAGUUAUAUUAUAGUAACUUGUGGGAACAUGCGGCUGUUGUUUUCGUGAGCUUUUUCGCAACUUGGUUUAUUGCGUACUUUAGCUUUAGCGUCAUGUGGUUGGCAAUUGUCUUGACAUUUGUUGCAACCUAUUUCAAAAUUACCUAUUCUCGAUUCGUUCGCGAUGCUCGAAGCGAUGCGGCGCGUGAUUUAGCACUCAGUGCAGAAACAAUAAAGGAACCUAUCGAAUGGCUUAACGAAUUUAUCCGACGUUUUUGGUUGAUUUACGAACCAAUUCUUUCGGCAACAGUCAUCAAACAAGUAGACAGCGUUCUCGCUGCAUCGACACCGGGUUUUCUGGAUUCAAUUCGAUUGACGACAUUCACACUUGGCACUAAACCUCCUCGGGUCGAGAAUGUUGUGACAUAUACAAAGGUGGAAGACAAUACGAUCGAAAUGGUUUGGAAUUUUGGAUUCGAACCAAACGAUUCGGCAAAUAUGACUAGAGAGCAAUUGAGGAGGAAGGUCAGACCAAAGAUUGUGCUGACUGCGCGUGUCGGGCGUGGCGUGGUUGGAGCGGGCAUACCGGUAUUGGUGGAGGAUAUGACUUUUAGCGGAAAGAUGAAAAUUAAAAUGAGCUUGGCGGAGGAAUUUCCCUAUGUGCAUACAGUGCGUCUGUGUUUCUUGGAAGAGCCCAAGGUGGACUUUGUGUUGAAGCCGAUUGGCGGUGAGACUUUUGGAUUCGAUAUUAAGCUUGUACGUGGUAAACGAGGGCGUAGUGAUGAAAAUGGUGUGCGGAGAGUUGAGUUGGAUAUUCCUGGAUUGGCACACUUUAUCCAUUCUCUUAUACAUUCAAAUUUGAGGCCUAUGAUGUACUAUCCGGAAGAAUAUAGCAUCGACGUCGGUGCACUUAUGAAGGGAGCUGCCGUUGAAUCAGCAAUCGGUAUCCUGAAAUUGGUUCUUUACAACGCACGCAACAUUCGCAAUGCAGAAAAAUUUGGAACUUCAGAUCCCUAUGUUAAAUUCGGGAUUGGGCCACUCAGAAAAGAGCUUGCUCGCACAAAAGUUAUUUCAAACUCGUUGUCGCCUUAUUGGAACGAGACUCAUUAUCUCGUGUUGAAUAAUUUGGUUGAUGAUUUACAUCUGGAAGUUUACGAUUCUAACGUCGGACGAGAUAGACUGUUGGGCAGUUCUACAUUCAAACUUGAGUCUUUGGUUAAGAAACCCAAGGAUUCCAUUACUGCUCCUGUUUUAUUCGACAAUGUUAAGUCUGGCGAGAUUUACUAUGAUGUGGAAUGGCUACCAAUAGCUGAGCGCGUUCCCGACCAGCCGAUUCAAGAUUCUAAUAUCGGUAUUAUACGCCUAACAAUCGAUCAAGCCAUAGACUUGGAUCCAAAAAAAUCUGCAGUAGGUGAAUACAAUCCGUAUGCGGAGCUCUACUUUAACAAGAAGCUUAUCCACACUACAAAGAAAAUCAAACGAAGUAACUCUCCUUCAUGGAAUGAUACGAUCGAGUUAUUUGUACCUAACAAACAGUCGGCUCAUCUGGGUGUGAUAAUUCGAGAUGCACGGGAUUUCGCAGAGGAUCCGGCAGUCGGCGUAUAUCGAAGUCCACUGAAAACAUUGUUAGCGAGCUUGGAAUCAAAAAUAGAUACCUUUAGUUUAAUGUACGCUGAUUCUGGAAAGAUAAAAUUGCACUGUGAAUGGAAGCCCAUUUUAAUAGAUUACAUGCCAAAUGCCUCCGGAUAUGUCGAUCCGAUCGGUGUCGUUAAGGCGCACAUCAAGUCUGCGCAAGACUUGAAGAAUGUAGAGGCCCUAGGCAAGUCCGAUCCCUAUGUCCAAGCCCUUCUUGGCUCUAAAUAUCGUGAUCGAACGGCGGUCAUCGAUAACAAUUUGAAUCCUGUCUGGACAGAAGAGUAUCUUUAUGUUCCGGUUCAUUCACUUAGAGAAACUGUUCUUCUUGAAGUAGUUGAUCAUGAAUUGAGGAAAAAAGGCGAGCUGUUGGGACGAUGUGAAGUGCCUGUUGACAAACUUGCUGCAGCGAACGAAGACGGGACUUACAAGUCCAAUGGGACUUUGGACGAAACGGCGAAAUUGUUCAUCAAUAAGGAACAACGAGGCCACUUGUCAUACGAAGCUACAUUCUAUCCUAGGGAGGCCGAUGAAGUACAGAGCCAAUCGGGAACUUUGGUGCUCUAUUUGAAUGAAGCGAAGUUCGAUAAACCUAACUUGUAUGUCAGGUGCUUAAAAGACAAUGACGCUUAUCCAUUCUAUCAGACAAAUGCUGCCGUAUACCCUAAUCCGAUGUGGGAAGAAGCGACUGAUUUCUUUGUCAAGGAACUCGACUUUUCCCGACUUUCCCUGGAACUCUGUCAAACCGGCUCGUCAACUCCUGUCGGCGUUCUUGAUCUUCAGGUUAAGACGCUAAUAGAGAAAAUGCGGAACGAAUUGUCAAAAGAUGAAGAGGGUAUUUGGCUUACAAUACCCGGCAUCGCUGGUGCCAAAAUUAACAUUUAUGCAAAAUAUAUCCCGACUAUAGUGCCAAUCGAGGCAUCGGAAAGCGUCAACAAUCAAGGAAACUUACAAGUAACUGUCAUCGAAGCAAAGAACUUGCCUGCGGCAGACCGAUCCGGAACAAGUGAUCCUUACGUAAUAUUCGUACUCAACGGCCAACAAGUGCACAAGACCAAAACUGUAAAGAAGAAUUUAAACCCGGUUUUCAACGAAAGUUUCCAAGUUCAAGUGAAAUCUCGUACGUCGGCCGAAUUUUACUUUGAGGUGUUUGACUGGAACGCAGUCAGUAACGCCACGAAACUAGGCAUUGCAGAAAUCGAUCUACGCGAUUUGAAUCCAUUUGAAGGCGUUGAACGCGAAAUACCUCUUGCUGAAAACCAAGGAUCGGUUUUCGUGCGCUUGCUUUUCCGCCCCGAAUUUAUAAUGAAGAAACGGGCAACUACAGGCACGUUUGCAGUGGCCGGUAAUGCUGCCGCGAAUGUUGCUUCUGCUGCCGGCCAUGGCAUUGUUGGAGCAGGAAGUACGAUUGUCGGCGGUGGAGCUAAGGUGGUUGGUACUGGAGCCAAGAUGGUUGGCGGUGGUGCGAGAGCGGUCGGUUCAGGGUUUGGUCUGUUGGGCAACAAGAAGGGCAGUAUGUCAGAGGAAACUUCUUAA